Molecule: messenger RNA, 837 nt
Organism: Enhydra lutris kenyoni (northern sea otter)
Lineage: Eukaryota; Metazoa; Chordata; Mammalia; Carnivora; Mustelidae
Gene: CCSAP
Product: centriole, cilia and spindle associated protein
Exons: 3
Coding region: 1-837 (278 amino acids)
Biological process (GO): regulation of mitotic spindle assembly
Cellular component (GO): axon; ciliary transition zone; centriole
Molecular function (GO): microtubule binding
Source: RefSeq, a predicted model, not a curated record
AUGGCCCCGGGGAGCGGGGUGAAGAGCGAGUACAUGAAGCGCUACCGGGAGCCGCGCUGGGACGAGUACGGGCCGUGCUACCGCGAGCUGCUGCACUACCGCCUGGGCCGCCGGCUGCUGGAGCAGGCGCACGCGCCCUGGCUCUGGGACGACUGGGGCCCGGCCGGAGCCUCGGACGACUCGGCGUCAUCGGCGUCGUCGUCGGGCGCCGGAGGCCCAGCGCCCCAGGGCGCCCCCGCUUCGCCGCCCUCGGAGCCCGCGGCGCGGGAGGGGCCGGAACGGCGGGCGCGCGGGCCGGCGGAGGAGCGGGGCGCGGAGGCGGCAGAGGCCGAGGAGGCCCGGGACGCGGAGGGCGCGGACGAGGCGGCGGCGGCAGCGGCGGCUCUGCCAGCCCCGCCCGUGAAAGAUAUCAAAGAAAAACCUGAACAAGAGAUCAGAACAAAAGAGACUGAGAAGUUACCUAACAGUACUGAACCUCGACAGCAACCAAGUGCCUUAUUUGCCAGAGGAAAUAGGAAAGCAGUCAAAAGUCCUCAAAGAUCAUCGAGUAAAAUAAAAGAGAACAAGCAUCCAUUUGCCCUUUAUGGGUGGGGAGAAAAGCAGACGGAUACAGGAAGCCAGAAAACUCACAAUGUCUGUGCGUCGGCUCCGGUCCACGAGAUUCAUGAGUCGGCAUUACGAGCCAAGAACAGAAGACAGGUGGGAAAACGGAAACCGGGCACUCAGAGGCAGCGCGCCCACUCCGUGGAGGUGGAGAAGAACCGGAGGACAAAGCCUCCGCCCUCGGAGAACCCAUGGGUGACGGAGUACAUGAGAUGCUACUCAGCACGGGCCUGA